UUUCUCACGAGCGACCGACAACAUCAUAUUUUUCGGGAAAAAAAAAAAAAAAAAAGAGAAAACCUUCACGAGUUCCAGAAACUCCUCCGACUCCGCAAACAAGAAGCCACCACCUUACCCCUGCGGCCUCGUAAAUUCCCCUUCCUCUCUCUCUUUCUCGCCCCACAUGGUUGUUUAAAGCUUUAUAAACAGUCACCGAAGCCUGUGAACCCGGCGACUCGACCAUGACCUCCAUUACAUCCGUCGAAUUGAACUACCUCGUGUUUCGUUAUCUUCAAGAAUCUGGAUUCACACAUUCAGCAUUUGCUUUAGGAUAUGAGGCAAGUAUCAACAAGUGCCCUAUUGAUGGAAAUUUGGUUCCCCCUGGUGCUCUUAUUACAUUUGUACAAAAAGGACUUCAGUACUUGGAGAUGGAAGCAAACUUGAGUAAUAAUGACACGGACAUGGAUGAAGAUUUUUCGUUCUUACAACCUUUGGAUCUUAUCACUAAGGAUGUCUAUGAAUUGCGGCAAAUCAUAAAAGAAAAAAGGAAAAGUCUACAGAAGGAAAAAGAUAAAGAUAAAGAUAAGGAUAAAGAUCUUGGUAGGGAACAUGAAGGAGAACGUGGAAGAAUAAGAGAUAAAGAAAGACAUGAAAGGGAGAAAGAACUCGAAAAGGAUAAAGAGAGGUCAGACAAGGACAAGGAUAGAGAAAAACAGCAUGAGGAACAAACUAAUAGGGAAAUGGUCACGGAUCAAGAAGAUAAAGUUGAAGUAAAACUUGAAGAUAAUAAAGUAUUAGGAGGAUCAGAACCAAUGGAUAUUUCGACAACCUCGACUUCUCAGGCAUGUGAAAUUCAUAGUUCUGAUGUGACAAUUUUGGAAGGUCAUACUUCAGAGGUUUGUGCUUGUGCAUGGAGUCCAACAGGUUCUCUUCUUGCAUCAGGAUCUGGAGAUUCAACAGCUCGUAUAUGGACAAUUGCCGAUAGUAGCUCGAGACAUGGCUCUAAUGGUCCUCCGAAUGUGCUGGUUCUGAAACAUGUUAAAGGUAGAACAAAUGAGAAGAGUAAAGAUGUCACUACGCUUGAUUGGAAUGGAGAGGGGACGCUACUUGCAACUGGUUCGUAUGAUGGGCAAGCGAGAAUUUGGACUACAAGUGGUGAAUUAAAGAGUACUCUAAGUAAACACAAAGGACCCAUAUUCUCUCUAAAGUGGAACAAGAAGGGUGACUAUCUUCUUACUGGUAGCUGUGAUAAAACUGCAAUUGUUUGGGAUGUAAAGGCAGAGGAAUGCAAACAACAAUUUGACUUUCAUACAGGUCCUACCCUUGAUGUUGACUGGCGCAACAAUGUCUCAUUUGCAACAAGCUCUACAGAUAAUAUGAUAUAUGUUUGCAAGAUUGGAGAAGUCCUCCCUAUCAAAAAUUUUGCUGGGCAUCAGGGUGAAGUUAACUGUGUCAAAUGGGACCCAACAGGUUCAUUGCUGGCCUCUUGCUCUGAUGAUAUCACAGCAAAGGUAUGGAGUAUGAAGCAGGACAAGUUUGUUCAUGAUUUAAGGGAGCACUCUAAGGAGAUAUAUACCAUCAGAUGGAGUCCCACUGGAGCUGGUACGAUCAAUCCCAACCAGCAGUUAGUGUUGGCAAGUGCAUCAUUUGACUCAACAGUGAAGCUAUGGGAUGUGGAACUUGGGAAACUUCUCCACAGCUUGAAUGGACACAGAGAUCCUGUAUAUUCCGUUGCAUUUAGCCCAAAUGGUGAGUAUUUGGCCAGUGGAUCCCUUGAUAGAUCCAUGCACAUCUGGUCAUUGAAGGAAGGCAAGAUUGUUAAAACGUACACUGGGAAUGGGGGCGUAUUUGAAGUUUGCUGGAACAAGGAAGGUGACAAGAUUGCUGCAUGUUUCGCCAAUAACAUAGUUUGUGUUUUGGAUUUCAGAAUGUAAGGUCCUACAAUAUUAACUUGUUCGCUUCUGCCUCCUGGUUUGCAAAAGCCCUUAUUCAUGACUGAUAACUUACAAUUUAGUUGGUCUUUGACGGUAGAGAUGACACCUAGAUGGGCAUGUGAAAUGCAUUAUGGUUGGGUAGGUAUGCGUUAACCAUAGAUCAGGCAUUACUAAUGUGAUGAGCUUUGUGUUUAUUCAAUUGUCAACAAGGCUUAUGCUUUUUAGGAGUGAAUUCUGUAUAUAAUUAUUUGGAUAUGAUUUGUAGUUUACAAUUUAUUCCCAAUAAUUGUUGUUUGGAAUGAA
Molecule: messenger RNA, 2219 nt
Organism: Juglans microcarpa x Juglans regia
Lineage: Eukaryota; Viridiplantae; Streptophyta; Magnoliopsida; Fagales; Juglandaceae
Product: WD40 repeat-containing protein HOS15-like
Exons: 14
Coding region: 225-1916 (563 amino acids)
Biological process (GO): regulation of transcription by RNA polymerase II
Cellular component (GO): histone deacetylase complex
Molecular function (GO): transcription corepressor activity; protein binding
Source: RefSeq, a predicted model, not a curated record